UGAAAUCACGUGUUUCACUGUAGAAAGUUUGACAAGUUGGUCGACACAAGUCCUCUAUUUUUCCCGCUAGCGAAAACCUUGAACGUCAUUGUCGUGUGUACUCUUUUUCUGUUAAUAAUUGAAAUCAGAAACUAUCCUGGAAUCGAAGUCUUUUCUAUUAGCUACGAUAUAAAAACACGCCCAAAACAUGGAAAUCUUACAGAAAGUCAUGUCGGGGUUUAGUCUGGAUCUGGGACCUGUGAAAGAGCCACUGGGAUUUAUCCGAAUCCUGGAAUGGAUUUUCACCAUUUGUGCCUUUGCCACCACUGGUGGUUACGUCGGAUCGACUGUGGUGACCCAUAACUGUGAUAAACACAAAGAAAUCUCUGCUCAUUUUGGAUAUCCUUUUAGGCUCCCAAGUCAUCCAUACUACAUUGCUUAUUGCAAUAAGACGAACGUGAACGUGACCUACCUGCAGGGGGACUUCUCCUCCUCGGCUGAGUUCUUCGUCGCUGUGGGGGUCUUGGGCUUCCUGUAUUGCACUUUCACCCUCAUCCUGUACUUGGGCUACCAGCACGUUUACAGGGAGUCUAACCGUGGUCCCACCAUUGAUCUGAUUGUGACUGGGAUCUUUGCGUUCUUGUGGCUGGUGUGCUCCUCAGCCUGGGGAAAAGGCUUAACAGAUGUCAAGUAUGCUACAGAUCCUGAAAGGCUAAUCCAUAAUUGUCUGCCUGAUGUAUGCACAGUGAAGAGCCACCCCUCUAUGGGCCGUCUCAAUGCCUCUGUGCUUUUUGGAUUCCUGAACCUGAUAUUGUGGGCAGGGAACUGCUGGUUCAUCUACAAGGAGACUCCGUUCCAUAAGCCGGCUAAUCCACCAACCAACGCAGAGGAAGGAGUUUCCACUUCCUAAUACGACAAGACUGCCUCCUUUCUCUCCUGUCCAUCCGUUCAUCAAGCAGACCACCUCAUCGUUUGUUCAUGCAAAAGCUUUGUUUCUAGCUCCAUGCAUUGCAGUUCACUACAUUAUAAAUGCUAUAAGCUGAAUUCAUCAUUUCUUUAUGAUUUUUAUUUUUAUUUUAGUGUCUGUUUGAUGGCCCUGUCAGAUGAUAAUCCUGUCAAGCAGGUUGUCUGAAGCAAACCAAAUUUGAUUAGAUCAUUAGCAUUUCUAACUUGUGUUCUAGGUUAUUAAUGUUUUUAUUUUUAUUAUUAAUUCGUCUAAUUUGGUAAAAGAUGACCUGCAUCUCAAUAACUCUAAAAAUCCACUACAAUGAACAGACAUUGCAUUUGAAAGCUUGUAUGUGAGCACUUCAAACACUAGCACUCUAAUAUCUAGCUCUAGAAAUUUAAAGCUUGACUUUCCCUGUAGUUUUUAAAAACUAUUUAUUGGUUUAAGUGCCUUUUCAUUUACAAUCACGAUAGGAUGUUUAUGCACACCCAAAACACCUUGCGACAACUAAGUCCCCUUACUUUUGUCAGAAAAGGAUAAACUGAAAAAAUUAAUCAUAUCAGCCUCUGAUAUUUAGUCUAUAACCUUUAUUUUACAUCCUUGUGUGAAUUCUCUGUGUUGACUCUUUUUGAAGUGGUAUUUGGUAAUAAUAAUAAUUACUACGCCAAAGGCCAUAUUUCAUUUGCUAUCAGGAAAGAUAUGUUAACUAUUUAACUAGUCAUCGUUCAGCAGAAGAAAUCACUUGUUUAGCUGUUUUUCUACUGUUCAGAGUAGUAAUGUUGUCAUUAUUUGUAUUUGGCUGUUUGACUUGACACUGAGAAUUAAGUGUUUGUAUCACAUGGGUUGAUGUUUUUAUUUGCAAAAAUGAACAUUUAAUUUUGUGCAUCUGUGGCAUGUUUUACCAUCAUUUUUUUACAGAAAGAUACAUUUUUGGGGAUUGCAUUCAGUUUAAACCUAAAAUAGAGUAACUGUUCAGUAGCUGUGAUUUGUCUGUGUGCAGUUUAUGUUCUGUUGAAAAUUGGUUGGUAUUUGUUUAAUUUUAAAUUGGCAUUUUUUUAUUAUAUUCUUAAUUAGUUGUUUUAAUCAUAAGAUUAGAUUUCUAACGAAUUUCUAACUGGCACAUCUAAAUGAUUUAAUCUAGUAGACUUAAAGAAGACUUAAACUUAAAAUAAUUAAUAUAAUUUAUUAUAGUUGUGAAUAAAGGGGAAAAAAUGUUCAAAGUGCCAUCUAAAAAUCUCAAGAGAAUUUCCUCCUGUCACAUACUGUCUAACUUUUGUCCUGAAGCAAUCCUCAAUUUUGGUUGUGACUUUUGGAAAAAUAUAUGCCUACAUUUUUGUUGUUGUGUUUUGUAUCUAUGCUAAGUUCAGAAGGAAAAUCUCCACAAAGGCUGAUUUUCGUUAGUAUUAAAAGAGGAGAGAUGUAAA
Pimephales promelas (fathead minnow) is the source of this 2349-nucleotide messenger RNA. RefSeq names its product synaptophysin-like 2a (gene sypl2a). The record is from RefSeq and is a predicted model, not a curated record. Lineage: Eukaryota; Metazoa; Chordata; Actinopteri; Cypriniformes; Leuciscidae. Gene Ontology annotation, cellular component: synaptic vesicle membrane; synaptic vesicle.